Molecule: messenger RNA, 2114 nt
Organism: Ipomoea triloba (trilobed morning glory)
Lineage: Eukaryota; Viridiplantae; Streptophyta; Magnoliopsida; Solanales; Convolvulaceae
Product: polyphenol oxidase, chloroplastic-like
Exons: 3
Coding region: 154-1938 (594 amino acids)
Biological process (GO): pigment biosynthetic process
Molecular function (GO): catechol oxidase activity
Source: RefSeq, a predicted model, not a curated record
UUUCUCAUAUUAGAGAAGACUAAUUCUAAACUCCUAAAAUUCUACCUAAGGACAUUGACAGUGGUAACUCAUGAGUCAUUCUAUCCACUUUCAACUAUAUAAUAAUAAGCGUCACCCUGCAGACCUUCAUGCUGUGUAACACUAAGCUUGAAAAUGGUGUCUCUUCCGAUUGCCACUACCACCACCCUCCAUUGCAGCAAUAGCUCUCCUUCGUCCUCAUUCGUUCAAAGAACGCCGCACGUUUCUAUAAAUAGAAAGAGCCCGUCUCGUCUGCACGUGUCAUGCAACGCCCGAAAAGAUGACAACCAGUCGUCGUCUUCGAAUUCUUCUCUCGGCAAGUUUGACAGGAGAAAUGUGUUGAUUGGGCUUGGGGGAUUAUAUGGUGCGGCGAGUCUAGCCAAUCCGUUCGCCUUCGCGGCGCCCGUUAACCCGGACUUUUAUAAAUGUGGCCCGGCGGACUUGCCAGAAGGCGCCGAGGCGGUAAACUGUUGCCCUCCGACCGCCCCAAAGAUCAUCGACUUCGAGCUUCCUCCACCGCCUGCCACCAUGCGUGUCAGACCUGCGGCUCAUUUGGCAGAUAACAAGGCGUACAUGGAGAAGUUUACCAGAGCUAUUGAUCUGAUGAAAGCGCUCCCCGCGGACGAUCCCCGGAAUUUCAUGCAACAAGCUAAUAUCCACUGCGCUUACUGCGACGGCGCGUAUGAUCAACUCGGGUUCCCCGACCUGGAGCUUCAAGUUCACUUCUCGUGGCUGUUUAUGCCCUUUCACCGAUGCUAUUUAUACUUCUUCGAGAGAAUUCUGGGGAAACUGAUCGACGAUCCCACCUUCGCCAUCCCGUUUUGGAACUGGGAUAACCCCGCCGGCAUGCAAAUCCCGGCCAUUUACACCGACCGGAACUCGCCGCUCUACGACCCUUUACGCGACGCGAAGCAUCAGCCGCCGAACAUUAUUGAUUUGGACUACAACGGAACGGAUUCCAACGUUAGCAAUGAGCAACAGUUUUCUCAGAAUCUUACUAUAAUGUAUCGACAAACGGUGUCGCUUGGACGGACGGCCAGUACUUUUCAUGGAAGCCCGUACCGAGCCGGCGAUGGACCGUACCCCGGCCUGGGUUCCCUGGAGGACAUCCCACACAACACGGUUCAUAUAUGGACCGGGGAUCGAACCCAGCCCAACGUAGAGAACAUGGGGAGCUUUUACUCCGCCGCAAGGGACCCGUUAUUCUACGGCCAUCAUUCUAACGUCGACAGAAUAUGGAGCAUAUGGAAAACCAUCGGCGGCCGCCGCCAAGAUUUCACCGACCGGGAUUGGCUUGAAGCGUCGUUCCUGUUUUACGACGAAAACGCACAAUUGGUGCGCAUUAAGGUGAGGGAUUGUUUGGACUCAAGAAAUCUAGGGUAUGUCUAUCAAGACGUGGCCACUCCAUGGCUCAACUCUCGCCCCACGCCGCGGCACUCUCGGAUUCUGAGCAAAGCAAAGAAGCUGGUGGAGGCCAAGGCGGCGGACGCGGCGCCGGCGCCGGAGGAUGUUUUUCCGGCGACGCUUGAGAAAGCGGUGAGAGUGAUGGUGAGAAGGCCUAACAGGAAGCGAAGCAAGAAGCAGAAGGAGGAAAUAGAAGAGAUUCUGGUGAUCGAAGGAAUCGAGUUGGACAGGGAUGUUUUCGCAAAGUUUGACGUUCUGAUCAACGACGAACACGAUGAGGCUAAGGUUACGGCGCAGAACACGGAGUUCGCUGGAAGCUUCGUGAACGUGCCGCAUCGACGACACCAUAAGCAGGAGAAGAAGAUGAAGAUGAAGACGAAGCUGAGAUUGGCCAUAACUGAGGUGCUAGAGGACUUGGAUUGUGAAGACGAUGAACACUUGUUGGUAACUUUGGUUCCAAGGAGAGGGUCUGGUGCUAUGAAGAUUGGUGGUGUCAAGAUUGUUCUUGAGGAUUGAUAUGCACUAGUAUAGACAACGCUUUUAACGUUGAUUGUUUAGUACUUAGGUCAAUUAAAAUUCAAAGUCAAUCUAGUACAUGUUGUAUAUAAAUUAUACGAGCUUGGUCCUAAAAACCAAGACCGUAUUUAUUUUUUAUUUUUUAAAAAUAUAAUACGAUGUGGGUUAUAAUGCUC